Pelagomonas calceolata is the source of this 1029-nucleotide messenger RNA. The record is from the annotation of a GenBank genome assembly. Lineage: Eukaryota; Pelagophyceae; Pelagomonadales; Pelagomonadaceae.
AUGGGCAGGGGCGACGCCCCGACGCUCGAAGUGGUCGACGAGUACGACGCGGAUGGAGACGGCCGCGUGACCCGAGAAGAGUACUUAGCUGGUUUUCUGCGCGACGGCAUCGACCUGACGGCGGACUACCUCUUGAUGAGAAAGAUUGCAUGGGAGAAGUGCGAAAAACUCGACGAUUUCGAGUUAAUAAAGAAGGGCGAGGACUUGCUGCUGGAGGGGAAUUUUCUGCGGACGGCGAUUACGAGCGGUGAACACAAGCAGACGUGGCCGCUGUGCGUGCCUCGACGGGAUGUCUCCUUACCGGGCUGCGCGCUCAAUGAUAAACAAAAAACGAGGAUCUACAAGCAGCUCGCGAAGGAGUUCGCGACCGGGACGUUGAAAGGGACCUUCAAGGAGAACUUCGUCAAGCGGCAACGGGACGCCGUAACACAGCGCUCUUUACGGAAGAAGGAUUCUGAGACGGUCGCGACGCUCCAGUCGAUCCGCGAGAAGGACUACACGCCCUUCCAGAUCAAGACGAUGCGGCUGGACUGGCUGCGGCGGUGUGAACUCUGGUUACUGCGCGUGAAGGAGUCGAAGGAAGAGGUCGUGCGUAAAAGGCAAAGAGGUAUCACGGACACGCGGCUGAAGUCUGUGGAUGAUUUAUUGGGGGAUGAUGGUCAGUAUAGGGUGCGCGGGCGGGAAGCUGCCAAGGCGGAAAAAGGUAGGAACGCGGACGGGCUCUGCCACUACAGCCUGAAUCCGCAUUUACUCCGGGAGAACGCGCUGCGAGCCAUGUACCCGAACAUGAAGUUCCGGGAGUCUGGAUUGCGCAACUCGGAAAAGAUCUGUUUCGGGAAAUUUUAUCAAAGUUCAGUAUUGAACCCGAAAAGAUACAACCGGGCCUACGAACUCGAGCGGACGUCUGUUUCUAGAGCGUUCAACCAGUCGCGCCGGUCGAACGCGUCCCAGAUGGAGUCGCUGCGGACUACCGGCAACUUCUGGGAGUCUGUGAAGAGAUACAACGACCCGCGGGGCGUAAGCUUCUAG